Messenger RNA from Trichomonas vaginalis G3, 534 nucleotides. RefSeq lists its product as uncharacterized. The record is from RefSeq and is a predicted model, not a curated record. The coding region runs from base 1 to 534 and encodes 177 amino acids. The transcript has a single exon. Lineage: Eukaryota; Parabasalia; Trichomonadida; Trichomonadidae.
AUGAAUCCGAAGACGAAAGAAGUUUCUGGUUUCUACAAACUUAACGAUAUGAAAGAAGAUGAUGAAAAAGAACUUGAAUUCUCAUUCAGUUCUUCGAAUCCAGGAAGUUACAAACUUUUUGUUUUCAUUGGUUAUUCAAAUGAAAACAGAGAGUUGAUUGGCAUGAAAAAGUACUUUUCGAAUGUAGAAGUUUUCCAAGAAUCAUCAUCUGAUAUUCCUUUGUAUCCAUGCUUCAGAAGUGAAGCAAUUGGAAAGACGAAAGAGCCAAAUUUCAAACUUUCGUUGAAUCUGGAAAACAAUAAUUUGGAAAUUUUGGUUUCUCCAAAAUCAGAAUCACUGAAAGACCUAAAAUUAGAAGUUUCUGGGAUGAUUGUUGGAAAGAGCAUAAUAAGAAUUGAACACAUCAAAAGAGGGAACUCAUUUUCUCAUAAAGUUGUAGUUCUUUCUUACAAAAAUUUGAUUGUAAGAGUUCACACAAAACUUACUUCUUAUGCGACUAAUAUAUCAAAGUAUUUGGAAUACUUAUCAAAGUAA